UCUCUGGCUCGUCGUUGGUUCCUCGUCCCUACAUUCCCGUCACCUCUCACGCCAACCACGGUGGCAUUCCGUGCCUUCUUGGCACCGUGACAAACAUUACCUGGAUCAUGGCUAGACGCGGCCUAAAGAUACUCGCUGCAUCGUCUAUCCUACCCCCUCCCUUACCCAUGGAUCGCAAACAGUCAUCCAUCACUUACUAUGAGCAUCCAUCACUUGGACCACUCACAGGCUGACGAAGCGAAAGAGCUUUGUCCCUCCCUGCCGCUCUGCGCCGUCACGAGGCAGCCAAAGGCCUGUCCCUGCUCCGCCGGUUGCCCAGCCGCGCGGUUGCCGAACGGCCAUCCUGUGGCCCUUCUGGGUCGACCCUGUCAUUCGCGCAUCGCCCUUCCGAGGCCCGUGUUGGACACAAUCUUCUUGCACGCUGUCUGUCUCCCGCAUGGCAUGCGUCGUACAAAGCUGGUUAUUUCAUCGUCUAGCCAUCUCUGUCAAUGCUGCACAUUCACCUUUUCUAGCAGGUUUCUAUCGGGCGCCAACGGUCUAGAAAGCCAUUCGAGAAGUGCUCUGCCAUCUGAUCAACGACGUCGUCCGGGGUUUCCAUAUCACACAUUGGAUCGAACCGAAUUGGCAAGUUUGGCCAUCUCCUGUGGAUUUAACGGUCUACGACGAGGCCCAGAAACCGGGUUGCUGCUCGAUGGCGAGUCUUGGGACGAACAUCCUGGCUCGCAACGCUGUGAACGGGCCGGGCUGCAAAGAAGGCAAGCCGUUUCGUAAAAAGGAAUUGGAGAGUCGCACAAGCUGUUUGAUUCACUGGAGCUACCGCAAGAUGUCAUUCCUACUUCUCCUGAUCCUCGUUGUCAUCUUCCUCUCCGCUGUCCACCUUCUGAGCAUAGAUAACGUAGUAGCUCAUAUGAGUGUGUAAGUCCCGGAUUUCAUCUCUGGAAGGACCCUAGCGAGCAGCACCUGAGCCUCUCCGGUCGACCACCGUAGGAUUCCGCAAAAUAGCUACAAGGUGAAAGUCUCAAGGUCAUCCGGCAGUUACGUGAGAUUCACC
Molecule: messenger RNA, 1051 nt
Organism: Colletotrichum navitas
Lineage: Eukaryota; Fungi; Ascomycota; Sordariomycetes; Glomerellales; Glomerellaceae
Exons: 1
Coding region: 199-771 (190 amino acids)
Source: RefSeq, a predicted model, not a curated record